Phyllostomus hastatus (greater spear-nosed bat) is the source of this 1846-nucleotide messenger RNA. Its product is annotated as antigen WC1.1-like. Gene Ontology annotation, cellular component: membrane. NCBI's taxonomy places the organism in Eukaryota, Metazoa, Chordata, Mammalia, Chiroptera, Phyllostomidae. The record is from RefSeq and is a predicted model, not a curated record.
AUGGGACUAUAUAACCCCCUUCCUGCUGUAGGAACACCCAUUAAGGAUCAGGAAGAUUCCUUGUAUGGUUUGAGAAAGUUGAGACUGUUACCUGUUGACAUGAGGGUCAAAACGACCAGGAACAGACACUGCUUUCUCCAAGGACUUGGUUUUUUCCUCUUCAGUGUCCUAGCGAGUGCUCAAGACAGCAGACAGCUCCGCCUGGUGAACGGGGACAGUCGCUGUGCCGGCAGAGUGGAAAUCCUUCACCAGGGUUCCUGGGGCACCAUCUGUGAUGACAGGUGGGACCUGAACGAUGCCCAGGUGGUGUGCAGACAGCUGGGCUGCGGGGAAGCCCUCGAUGCCACAGUUGCUGCUCACUUCGGAGAAGGAUCAGGCCAGAUCUGGCUGGAUGAGGUGAACUGCACAGGAAAGGAGUCCCACCUAUGGAAUUGCUCUUCCCGGGGCUGGGGAAAGCACAACUGCUGGCACAAGGAGGACGCAGGGGUCAUCUGCUCAGGAUUUGUGCGUCUGGCUGGAGGGGGUGGCCCCUGCUCAGGGCGAGUAGAAGUGCACUCUGGAAAUAAAUGGACUCCAGUGUCUGAUGCAAACUUUACAUGGCCCACUGCCCAGGUCAUCUGUGCAGAACUAGGUUGUGGCAAAGCAGCGUCUGUCCUGGUGGAUGUGCCUUUCAGAGAGUCAGGUGGACCGACAUGGGCUGAAGAGUUCCAGUGUGAGGGGCAGGAGCCUGUACUCCAGCUCUGCCCCAGAGUGCCCUGUCCAGGAGGUGCUUGCCAGCACAGUGGGGCUGUUCAAGUUGUCUGUUCAGCAUACACAGAAGUGCGGCUCAUGAAAAAUGGCACCUCUCAGUGUGAAGGACAAGUGGAGAUGAAUAUUUCUGGAGAAUGGAGAAUGCUCUGUGCCUCUCACUGGAACAUGGCCAAUGCCAAUGUUGUCUGUCGUCAGCUCAGCUGUGGAGUUGCCAUCUCUACCCCAAAAGGAGCCUACUUUGUGGGAGGAGGUGGUCAGAUCUGGAAAGCCCAAUUUCACUGCUCAGGGACUGAGUCCUUCCUGUGGAAUUGCCCUGUGACUGCCCUGGGCAUUCCUGACUGUACCCCUGGGAACACAGCCUCAGUGAUCUGUUCAGGAAAUCAGACCCAGGUGCUGCCCCAGUGCAACUCCUUCUCUGAACCAGCAGGCUCUGCACCCUCAGAGGACAGCGCUGCCAACUGCUCAGGCAGUGCACAGGUCCGCCUCAUGGAGGGGGGCAGUCGCUGUGCUGGCAGGGUGGAGAUCCUUCACCAGGGCUCCUGGGGCACCAUCUGUGAUGACAGCUGGGACCUGAACGAUGCCCAGGUGGUGUGCAGACAGCUGGGCUGUGGGGAAGCCCUCAAUGCCACAGUCUCUGCUCACUUUGGGCCAGGAUCAGGGCAGAUCUGGCUGGAUGAAGUGAACUGCACAGGAAGGGAGUCCCACCUGUGGAAGUGCCCUUCCCGGGGCUGGGGACAGCACAACUGCCGGCACAAGGAGGAUGCAGGGGUCAUCUGCUCAGAGUUCCUGGCCCUGAGGAUGGUGAGCGAGGACCAGGAGUGCGCCGGGUGGCUGGAAGUUUUCUACAAUGGGACCUGGGGCAGUGUCGCCACAGCCCCCAUGGAAGUCAUGACCUUGUCCAUAAUCUGCAGACACCUUGGCUGUGGGGACAGUGGGGACCUUGACAUUUCUGUUUAUUAUAGGGAAGGUUCUAGACCCCGGUGGGUGGAUGGAAUCCAGUGUCGGAACACUGAUAUGUCUCUCUGGCAGUGCCCUUCUGACCCUUGGAAAUACAGUUCAUGCAGUCCAAAGGAGGAAGCUUACAUCACAUGUGCAG